GCUGCGCAGCCGCAGAGGUGUCGCACCAGUGAGCUGAGGUGGACUUCUUCCCUUCAUCAGUGUGAAAGGCACAGUGCAGUUGAGCGACUGGACCUCAGGAACAACACAAAACCUACCAGACAACCUCUCGGACACCACGAUGACUCGUAUAGCCGCCUUCCUCGCCCUGCUGGUGGUCGCCUGCUCCGGAGAGAGCUGCACAGACCCAGCGAUCACCCCGUCGGCCUACACCACCUCUGACGCCGUCAUCUCCUCUGAGUCUGUCUUCAUCGUUGAACUCAGCCUGGCCUGUGCCAACGGAGCUCAGAGUGUGACUCUCUAUGCUGAUGUCAAUGGAAGACAGUUCCCUGUGACCAGAGGACAGGAUGUUGGCAAGUACCAGGUGUCCUGGAGUCUUCCUCACAAGCAGGCCAGCUCUGGAACAUAUCAGGUUAAAUUCUUUGAUGAGGAGUCCUACAGUGCCCUGCGCAAGGCCCAAAGAAACAAUGAAGAUGUAAAUGUCAUUCAGCCUCUCUUCUCUGUCAACAUUGACCACAGGGGUGCGUGGAACGGUCCAUGGGUGUCUACUGAGGUGGUGGCUGCCCUUAUGGGUAUCUUGGUCUACUACAUGGCCUACAGUGCGAAGAACACCAUCCAGGCAUAAACGAUUCACAAUCACUGGAUUGUUAAAGACUGAACUCUCGUGGAUCUCGACCAACGAUCCAUCAUCCAUUGUUGUGGCAAGCCAAUAGGAUUUUGCCACUUGAUCUGCUUUGGGACAAGGAGCAAGAGCAGCAGUCUUAAAAUAUUUUUUAAUUCAGACUGUGUCUGUAUGCCAUCAGUCUUAUACAUUUUUUUCAGAUGAAUUUCGUCACAAUUUUGUCCUAUCAAUAAUGGAUGGAGUUUUGUAAACACUUUUUUUUUUUUUUUUUAUAAAACCAAACAAUAAACCUGGACCACAGAAAUAAACAAAACACAUAGAUUUACUGUAAUCCAUUGAUACGUUCAGGUCAUCCUUUGUCUUUCUGUGGCGGUGCACUGGCUGGAGUGGGACUUGUUGAACACCAACAAAGAGCUCUCAAGACCUCAAUGCAUAUGAAAUGUCAAUAAUGUGACUGCACUGACUGGCCUGAAAAGGUCUAGUGUAUAUGUCUCUUCAAAUAAUUCAUUAAAUGGCUGGUUUUUCUUUCAAUGUAAAGAGUU
Messenger RNA from Cyclopterus lumpus (lumpfish), 1182 nucleotides. It is a transcript of the gene ssr4, whose product is annotated as signal sequence receptor, delta. NCBI's taxonomy places the organism in Eukaryota, Metazoa, Chordata, Actinopteri, Perciformes, Cyclopteridae. Bases 140 to 643 code for a protein of 167 amino acids. The transcript has 6 exons. The record is from RefSeq and is a predicted model, not a curated record. Gene Ontology annotation, cellular component: membrane; endomembrane system; endoplasmic reticulum.